This is a messenger RNA of Alosa sapidissima (American shad), 5574 nucleotides long. RefSeq names its product gamma-aminobutyric acid type A receptor subunit zeta (gene gabrz). Gene Ontology annotation, molecular function: extracellular ligand-gated monoatomic ion channel activity; GABA-A receptor activity; neurotransmitter receptor activity. Bases 380 to 1738 code for a protein of 452 amino acids. The transcript is spliced from 10 exons. NCBI's taxonomy places the organism in Eukaryota, Metazoa, Chordata, Actinopteri, Clupeiformes, Clupeidae. The record is from RefSeq and is a predicted model, not a curated record. Gene Ontology annotation, biological process: nervous system process; monoatomic ion transmembrane transport; signal transduction. Gene Ontology annotation, cellular component: membrane; GABA-A receptor complex; neuron projection.
GCCCAGUGUGGUGUAAUAACGAGGUUGCUCCUUUACGUCAGUCAGCAACCGCUUAGGUCCGACAGCGAAUGCUGCGUCUUCCUACCGUGCGCAACGGUGGCUCAAUCUUCAGCGUUUCAGAGUUUACCAGGGACGCAACCAGUUGUUUCUACCGCCGUGGGCUUCAGUGGCGCGUCUUUAUUUCAAAACCUUCACAAAGGAUUUCUCAUCUAUAAAAAUAGGAAAAUUUAACAGUGAAAAGGAAAAACAUCUAGAUGGCUGGGACAUACUCCGUAAGCAUAUGUAGAUGAGUGCGUCGUGAUUUCUUACAGCUGGAUUGAAUCUGGAAAUGCCAACGAGUGCAUACCAAUAAAUAGAAACGUCAACGAUUUAACCAGUCAUGCGCUUGUCUCUAACAGGAGGGCCUCUGCUCCUCAUUCUCGUCAUCAGUGGGGUCGUGGCUGAGGAGGUCCUGCCUCCAACCAUCCAGAAGCUGAUGAAGGGCUACAACAAAUACCUCCGGCCCUUCUUUGGAGAUGGCCCCGUUACUGUAGGGAUGAGUCUGGACAUCGCCAGCAUUGACACCAUAUCAGAGAUCAACAUGGACUACACCGCCACCAUCUUCCUGCGGCAGCGCUGGACAGAUGAGCGUCUGGUCUUCGAGGGCAACAAGAGCCUCAGCCUGGACGGCCGGCUGGUGGAGCUGCUCUGGGUCCCUGACACCUUCAUCGUGGACUCCAAGAAGUCCUUCCUGCACGACAUCACCGUGGAGAACCGCCUCAUCCGCAUCUUUCCCAACGGAACCGUACUCUACGCCCUCCGGAUCACGACAACAGUGGCCUGCAACAUGGACCUGACCAAGUACCCCAUGGACAGACAGACCUGUACCCUGCAGCUGGAGAGCUGGGGCUACAAUGUGAAAGAUGUUGUGUUCUACUGGACCCGUGGGAACCAGUCUGUGAGCGGACUGGACACUCUGCAGCUGGCCCAGUACACCCUGGAGGACUACUACACCUCAGAGGCUGAGGCGGUUUAUGAGACUGGUAACUACCCCAAGCUGAUCUUUCACUUCCGUCUGAAGCGUAGCAUCCUCUACUUCAUCCUGGAGACAUAUGUGCCCUCCAGUGCUCUGGUGGUCCUCUCCUGGGUCUCCUUCUGGAUCAGCCAGUCCUCAGUGCCAGCACGUAUCUGUAUUGGUGUAACCACAGUGCUCACCAUGACGACGCUGAUGAUGGGCGCCCGCACCUCGCUGCCCAACGCCAACUGCUUCAUCAAGGCCAUCGACGUCUACCUGGGCAUCUGCUUCAGCUUCAUCUUCGGCGCGCUCAUCGAGUAUGCCGUGGCCCACUUCUGCACUUUACACCAGCCCAACGCUGCCCACGCCUACAUGUAUGGGCAGGAGAUGCAGGAGCGCGAGGACGAGAUGAACGGCAUUGUCACCUCCAUCGGUGGGAGCCACGCGUUGCGUUCACGCAAGCGCGAGGAGGUCCUCAGUCGCACGGGCAGCACCGGCAGUCCCACCCACAGCCUGCCCAAAGAUAGUGAGGUGGCGGGCAGCCCCAGCGCGGGCGGUGGCAUACCCUCCGACCAGCGGGGGCGCUGUGCGCGGACCAUGUCUAUGGCGGGGCGGGUGGCGCGCUUCCUUUACUGCUGCCGCGUGGAGAACCCGCACUACAUCGACAACUACUCACGCCUGUCCUUCCCACUCUCCUUCGUCUUCAUCAACCUGCUCUACUGGACCUACUACUUGUACUUUUGAAACAGGGGCGCGGGGACUGCAGCAGGGCUUGUGGUGCAGUUGUGUGUGUGUGUGUGUGUGUGUGUGUGUGUGUAUGUGUGUGUGUGUGUGUGUGUGUGUGUGUGUGUGUGUGUUGACAGGCGUUUGUGAGUUAUAUAUGUAUUCCAUCACUUUCUGUGUGUGAUUUAUUUUUUGACACAUUUCAUUAAGGCCAGGAGUACCAUAUGCUCGUGGUCUCAGUUAGGUACUGGUGUGUAUGGAUGCAGUGUGUACACCUGUUUUAGAUGAGGUUGUGGCAUGUGUCACCGAGUCAGUUGUGUUUAUGUGUGUAUGUGUGUGUAUGUUUGUGUGUGUGUGUGUGUGUCUGUGUUGGUGAUGGGAGAGUAUACCUCUAUACUGGGAUAAAGUGGCCUUUGUUUACCAGAGGAGCUUUACCAUUACAGAGAGAAACUAAACAGGAGCUCUACUCUGCAAUAAAUCCAUCAAUAUUACAUAGAAAGAGAGGAGAUGACAACAAAUAAACAGUGCUAUUCAUGGGCCUGCACUAGACUAAUGUAUUGGCUCUGAAUGUAGUCAUGAAUUUUACAACCAGACAGCAAUAUUCAAAAAUACACCCAAUCCGCAAUAAAUAAAAUCUGCAAUGCCAAACUAGGUUACUUCCAGUCCAAGUCCAAUAUAGACUUGGAGAUAGUUCUCGCGUCAUUAGAAGUUUUGAGGUCGUUUUGAGGUUGUUGUGCAUUUAGAUACUAUACUGGCAGCUGCCAAAUCAGGCAAUUCCAGGACCAAAGACAAAACUGAUUUCUUAUAUGGAUCAAACACAAAGUUUUAUUUUUUAACUUGGUUGGAUGACCAAAUUCAAAAAUAUAAUUGAGCUUGAGGUUUUCUUUGUAUAUUUAGCACUUACAGUAUCUAAAAAGUUGUGAUAUGGUUCGCUGGGCAGGCUUGCCUGAAUAGCUAUCUCUUUCUCUGUGUGCUUUUUAGUCAUGUCACACAGAGUUUUCUCUCUGUAAUUGAAGUCAGGCCGGUUAGAUACGCAAAUUGCAGACAGGAUGAGUUAAUCCUGUCCUUUUUUUCCAGGGAAUCAGUUUGUGUCCUUAAUCUAUUUACAACAAUGCAUGCCUAGAUAUCCCACCCUCUGUUAUAGUGUUGUAUUCCUUUAAAAUAAUCGUUGUUUGUCUUAUUGUUUUUGUCCAAUCAGAAAGCACUUUUUCAAGAGAAUUUUAAGACUAUUGUGUCACCAGACAUUUAGUGAGUUGAUGUGUUUUGCCUGCACGUGUUGUUUAUAUCCGGCUAGACUACACGUUUUCAUGGCCAUCCCUAAACAACCCACUUGGAACUGUUCAUAGCAAGUAUUCAUUUAUGGGUGAAGAACAUUUUUUGGAGGGCAGCUAACAUUCUCAUCGCAACAACUCAGAAUAUGUCCAUCAUAAUGGUCUUAAUUGUUCUCUUCUUUGUAUAUAAUUAGCUGUUCAAAAAUGUUACACUUCUCAGAAAGGUUGUACAUGUCACUGGCAUAUUAAUCCAGGGAAGAAGGUGUGCUUGCUAGUUUUUAUUUUUACCUCUUGAUAUGAUAUGCCAUCACUUUAUUUACUGUGAAUGUGCCACCGCUGACAGGUAUGCAAACAACAUAUUUAGGUGUUUUCAAGCUACGCUGUGUAGAUAAUUAUGGUCUUCCUACUGCACUGACAGGCCUCUGCCAUUUUCUGAUGUGUUAAUUUUAUGUUUUAGUUUAAUGCUAGAAAAACAGUGUGAAUACUUAAUGCAGUCGCUCCAUUCAGGUGGGGUUUUUGGAGACAUUUGCAAAAAUGAUGCUUUUGUAUAGUGCAUGGAGGUUUUGCUUUUUUGUUUUGUUUUGUUUUUUUGGAAAAAAAACAAAAAUAUUUUUUGAAUGGAAAUACAUAGAAUCAGGUACGUUUUUCAUGCAUGAGAAAACGAGAGUUGGUUUAGCUCACAAAGCACCUGCGAACUACAGCUGCACAAAUGCAAGAGUAGGACUUCAGCAUGGUACUUAUUAGAGAAUAGGCUGACUUCAAUUUACAGGGUAGCCUGGCCUCAAAAUAGAAUAACACUGGGCAUUUUGGAAGUAGAAGUUAGGAUAAUAGUGGAAGAGUGGAAUAAUUCCUGGUCUAAAUGGAUCGUUUCCAGUGAUAACCGAGAAGUCAUGUCGUUAUGAAUUCAGUUUUAACACACACGGCUCUCUGAGCAGUUCCUUCCUGUAAGAUAACUUUUCUCAUGUCAAAUGUCAUGUGACCUCAUUAUAUUAGGACAUUGUGGCCCUGCUCCUCUGGUUAUCUGACCAAAACACUCUUCUUCUUCUUCUUGGUUCUGCCAUUCAGACUUAAGAGGCGGAUUUCUUCUCUGACUCCUCUUGAUUGAUAAGAGGCACUGUUGAGACCUCCUGAGCCCUCUGGAGUACUGAUCCUGACAGACUGAGAUAAGAGAUGAGCUAUGGCAAACACUCCUUUAACCCAGCUGGAGUUCAGGCCGGUUCUUUGUUGUAUUUGGCUCAAUGCAGGCAUAAGAUCAGUCAAAUGGCGCAACUGCGGAUCAAGUCAGUUAACCUCCCAUUGAUUGCAUUCCUCCACUCAAUUUUUCAUUGAACUUUUCUGUCUCUGUCCUGGCACACCACUGCAGACCUACAGUUGUCACGCUGUUGUAAGAGCUGUAAGAAGGCACUUUCACUGGAUGGUGUAGAGGCGGUUGAGGUGUAGGUGAAGUAUUGUGUCCACCUACCUAGUCCUUUCAUCUGUGACACAUAGAAAGAUAGGUAUUUGCUCUGAAUUAGGUGCCAAUGCUUUGACAGUCUUCCCAUGUAACUUUUAAAGCAACUGCUGAUUGGCAGGAGGACCAAUAUGGACAAAUCUCAUCGAAUGAUUUCCCCAGCCAGCUCUUUCUGAGAUUAGUGUUCUCAUUAGACAAAUUAAGGAGGAAAGAUGAAGUGAGAGGUGGGUCCGUUUUCUUUUGAUGUAUUUCUCCUCACUCCACACACUCACAGAUAGAGAGAACACAAACCAGGGUUGCAGCCUGAGCUUUUUGUGAUGCAAUUUAUUGCAGCCUAGUUCGAUGCUUGGUCAAGGCUGGUCAGUGCCAAAUACUAUGCCAAAGAAAUAGUGUCUCCACAGUCCUCCUCUCCUCCAUCUCCCUCUGUGUACUCAUAAAUAGCCCACUUCCAUUACAUCCUAUAACUGGACCUAUCAAAUACAGCCCCUGGCUAAAUGUUGCUGUAAAACCACCAAUGCUAAUAGUCAGCACUUAAAUACUCUUGACAAUCAGUCAUCAGUCGGUCAUGUUGGCGGUUAAUGCAACAAGAGUGAAACACUCUGUGUUCUCCUCUGAAGUGUUUAACUGAACACCAUUAACACUGGGAAUAUACAAUCUGGCCACACGGCUUCAGAGCACGAGGGAUUGCGUACUGUAUGUAUGUCGAAUGUAUAUGCUUACAUUAUGAAUAAGAGGAGAUAUGAGGCAGAUUCAGAUCCAGGCACAGGAGACCCACCUCCACAGGCGGUCAGGGCCUCAUGUGGAUAAGAGUCCCUGCUGAUCAGGUCUGAAUGUAAAGAAACAUCUCAGUGGGGCGGCCUACGUAAACCAGAAACCAGGAAGCUUGGGGUUGUAAAGGAGCCCAGCCAGUGUGUUUGGAAAUGCUACAGAUAUGAUUUAUUUGCUUUUGUGGUUUCACUAUGUACUAUUUCUGAUGUGGUUUUGGUUUGAAGAACAUUAUUUUUUCUCUCUUACGAUCCCACCUCUUAGCAAUGAUAGCCAGCAAACUUAUAUCAAACAAUAUCAGUGAACACUAUAUUUUUAAGGACAAUGUUUUCUAUUUUCUUGUAGGAAACAAGAGCUCUUUUAGAAGACAA